CUAUGCAUUCACAGGAGAGCAUGCCACCCGCUUUGGUUGUCUUAAUUUCCUGACAAACCUAAUCUCCAGCUUUAACUGAUCACCUCUUUCGGGUUACUCAUGAAUGUGGCUAACUCCCAACGAUGUAAACAUUCACUACAUGUGGUGAGCUGCUCUGAGUUGUCAUAUAUAGAGAUAAUCAAGUGGAUGAAAAAAAAUCAAUAUCGUGGGUACCAGAAUCCUAUCCUGUCAAUUUUAUUUUCUUCAUUAAGUCUGUUGGUAUUUUUUUCAAUGUGGACAUAAAUUAUCUUAAAACUAAUAUAACCUACCAAACCUAUAAGAUGGCCUCUUCAUUGAAAAAUAAAAUGGACUAGUACGUAAAUUGGACAUUACAUAUAUUCAUUUUUGGACUCAAUUUAUCUAUUUAAAAUUUUGCAUGCGGGCACAGACGUUUAUGUAUUUACUUGUUUCAAACUUCAUCCAUAAAUAGCAUCCAAUACCUCAUCACAUCAUGAUCAUAAACACGAGAAUGAGGUUGAGUCAUAAAUAAAGUAAUCACCAACUAAUGGAUAUCCUUGCAGUUUCUCAGAAUACACUCUGUGCCUUGGAUUCAUUAAACAAAUUAUUCACCAGACUGCAUCCAAUCUGUGCUGUCUUCUCAGAUUUGGGAUCACCCUUAUGCACUUAAUAUAAAAGAAAUUCCUCAGUUUUGCAGUCCUCAUUCUUCCAAGAAGCAACCUAUUGGAACAUCAAGUUGUUUCAGAUGAAGAGUUUCCUGCUUGUUGCGUACUGCCUGGUCCUCAGUUAUGCGGAUGACGAUGAAAUGUUUCCAAUGGAGAAGAGAGGCUCCCGCAAGCACUACUGUGGUCCAGAACUCAGAGGCACCCUCAUGCUCAUUUGUGAUGGCAUCUAUAAACGCAGUGGACCAGCUGACAGUAGUUCUGUGCACGAGGAUUGGAUGAUGCAUUUUAUGGGAAUGGAUGAUCUUGGCACUGCCAACAACUUCCCAUUCCAAUCUCGCACAAGGGCGUUCGCCAUGUUUCCCGGAUACUUGAGGCGACAAACGCGUGGCGUAGCGGACGAAUGCUGCUCCAAAGCUUGCACCAUCGCUGAACUCGCCACCUACUGUGGCCCUCGCCCCAAAUCUAAGUCUUAAACUGUAAUCAACAAUAAAAAUUUUUAAUUUCUGAUAUG
This is a messenger RNA of Homalodisca vitripennis (glassy-winged sharpshooter), 1173 nucleotides long. RefSeq names its product LIRP-like. Gene Ontology annotation, cellular component: extracellular region. The record is from RefSeq and is a predicted model, not a curated record. Bases 743 to 1135 code for a protein of 130 amino acids. Gene Ontology annotation, molecular function: hormone activity. NCBI's taxonomy places the organism in Eukaryota, Metazoa, Arthropoda, Insecta, Hemiptera, Cicadellidae. The transcript is spliced from 3 exons.